Molecule: messenger RNA, 2094 nt
Organism: Triticum aestivum (bread wheat)
Lineage: Eukaryota; Viridiplantae; Streptophyta; Magnoliopsida; Poales; Poaceae
Product: B3 domain-containing protein Os01g0234100
Exons: 10
Coding region: 138-1688 (516 amino acids)
Molecular function (GO): DNA binding
Source: RefSeq, a predicted model, not a curated record
UGUUCCUCCCCCCUCCUUCCUCCACCCUCCUCCUCUCUGCCGUCUGUGCAGCCCGUCAGUCCUCUCCCCGCCCCCGUUUUUGCCUCAAGCACCCCGAGCACUAGGACUCCACGAGCGCCGAGGCGGAGGCGGAGGCGAUGGCGAUCGGUCAAUCCCUCAAGAAGAAGAGAGGGAGGCCAGCAGGAGGAGGUUCCCCGUCUGUCAACAAGACCGAGCGAGAUAAGAUGGUCAUGGAGCAGAAGAUGGCACUGGUGCACCGAAGGCUCGCCUUGCUCGACAGAGAGAGCGACAAGGAAGCUGAUGUUGCGCCGACGGCCACAAUGAAGAAGAGAGGGAGGCUUGUCAACACCAAGAAUGACAUGGAGCAGAAGUUGAAUAUGUCAACGCCGGGGCUUGCCUUGGUUGAGAGCGGCGGCAGUAACAGCAGCAAGAGCGACGUAGAUGAUGAUCUUGUGCCGAUGGUGAGAACUGUGGUAGCUGUUGUUAAUUGCCAAAAGAAAUGUGCAAGCGUUCAGGGUAACUUUGGGUCUGCUAUGGAGAGAGCUGAGGAGGUACUUGUGAAGUUACCAGCCGAACAUCCUAGCUUUGUCAAGCAUAUGCUACAUUCACAUGUUGUUCAUGGUUUUUGGCUGGGUCUACCGUCUGACUUCUGCAACAAGCAUCUCCCAAAGAAGGACACUGCUAUUGUGCUAGAAGAUGAGGAUGGGCACAACUAUGAUGCAAAAUAUCUAGGUGCCAAGCAAGGACUUAGUGCUGGCUGGAGAGGUUUUGCGAUUAAUCAUGAUAUCAAGGUUGGAGAUGUUGUAGUCUUUCAACUUGUCAGUUCAGCAAAGUUUAAGGUCUAUAUAUUAAGAGCAAACAACUACACUACAACUGAUGGAGCAAUUGGUCUCCUGUGUCUGGAAGCUGGCAAGGAGAAGAUACCGAAAGAAGAAAGUUCCAAUGAUGUCAAAUCUGAUGCUGGCAAGGAGAAGAUACCGAAAGAAGAAAGUUCCAAUGAUGUCAAAUCUGAAGCUGGCAAGGAGAAGAUACCGAAAGAAGAAAGUUCCAAUGAUGUCAAAUCUGAGAAGAAACCAAAGGUUGCUUGGAGCGAUAGCAGCAACCUAGCCAGUGAAUCAAUAACAGAUGGCAUCAAAUUUUCAGACACAGCCAUCGAUUUCGACGAUGUGAAUGAUUUCAGCAGCUUCAGCAUCGUCUACGACGGCCUGGUCAUCGACUGCGAGUUUCCUGACCACCUGCGCAAGACGUACUACGAGCUGUGCUGUGCCCAGAAGUCGUUCCUUCACAAGGAGCUGCUCAAAGGGCUAAACCUCACACUCGUGGUGGGAGCGAUCAUGGAGACUAUCGACAUCGCGGAGGGCAUCAGGGCGUGCAAGGCGCGCGCUCCUUCCUGCAAGCACUUUGUGGUCUGGAAGAAGAACUUGCAGGCCUUGAAGCUCCUGGGCAUGAAUGUGGACUUCCUGCUCAAACGCGUCGAUGAUCUCCUCAGCCUCCCUGCUCCACCUAGAGUCCCUGCUGAGGUAAAACUAGAGCGGGCACACACCGUUGCGAAAAUUAAGGAGGUCGAGUCCAGGAUUUCGAGUGUGAAGGACACUCUGGAGGAGAUUGACAUGGAGAUGGAGGAGAUGGAGUCCAGCGCGAAGAUGGUGGAUGAGAUGAUGCAGCUGUUAGCAACCGCGCCAUGGUAGCGGUACGCGCGCAGCUUCGGUCUCUACCGCAGACAAUAAAUAUUUUGGGCGACAUGGCAGUUCAGUAUGCAGAGGAAGAUGAUGCGGUGGAUGGGGUCUAAGCUUUGCAGAAGAUUAGAACUGCGUUGUGGCGGCAGUAUUUGGUUUUCAGAGUGACCACUUCUUUUUUGUAUAAAUGCAACUUGAGAGUAGUUAUUAUCUGUGUGCCAUCUUUUUUUUUUGACAAAAUUAUCUGUGUGCCAUCUUGGUUACACUUCUUGUGCAGCAACUAGGAUGCUGUUUUUUUGGUACACAUCAAGUGGUGUGACCUAUCUCCAUCCCACCCCCCCUGUGUAAUUCCGUGGAACUGCACUGUGAUAGUACUGAAGAUGCAGUUUGCUUUGAGUAUUUGUUGAGUGCAUUUGAA